AGGAAACAAAUUUGCUCUCGUUCAUUCUCUGCGAGCGGGUCGCCGUUUCUGCGUGUCAACGAUGUAAUCAUCUAUAUAAAACCCACUCUCUCUCUCUAAUUCGCUCACCUUUUCAAUCCUUGAAUCGCAGUCGCACCAGGUUAAAGUUCGAAGCUUUCGCGCGUUAAUCAUCGGUGGAAUUGACGUACGAGUGAGAGAGAAUAGAGCGAUUUGAGCAGAGACUGUUUGAUUUGCAGGAGCAGGUUGGAACAGUCUUCGGAGGAAGAUCUAAUGUAUUUGGUUGUGGACCACAACAAUCAAGCACGAGACCGCGAUGGACUUUGAUUACAGAGAAGAUGCUCAAAGGAAUUUCGUGGCCUCGUCUGGACGUUUUUCUAGCAAUGAAUUCCUUUACAACCUUCAGGACAAUGGCAACACACUCUCCAGUGUAUCCAAGCUUAAGGAUGGAAUUAGUGGUCUGUUCGAUGGGGAUGUUGCAAAGAAAGUUUUGUCAAUUAGCAGAAGUGAACAUCCCAAUGGACCUAAUUAUCCUCACUAUUUUGGCUGGCGGUAUCCCAACUCUCAUCAGAUGGUGCCGUACCAAAUGAAUUCUUUUGAGGGUCGCUUUUUCUCUUUCCAUGAGGGGAAUGGCUUUCAUGGUGGUCCACCAGAUAUGCUUGCUCAAGGUUACUUCCCUGAGUACCAGUUCCAAGGCUUUCGGUAUUUUGUGGUCAUAGAUUUCGAGGCAACCUGUGACAAGGAAAAGAAUCCCCAUCCUCAGGAGAUUAUUGAAUUCCCGUCUGUUAUAGUGAGUAGCAUGACUGGUAAAUUGGAAGCAUGCUUCCAAACCUAUGUUCGACCAACAUGCAAUCAGCAUCUGAGUGAUUUUUGCAAAGAUUUGACUGGUAUCCAGCAAUCUCAGGUAGAUCGAGGUGUUACCCUGAGUGAGGCUCUUCUUAGUCAUGACAAAUGGCUUGAAAAGAAGGGAAUAAAGAACACAAAUUUUGCUGUUGUUACCUGGUCCAACUGGGAUUGCCGUGUGAUGUUGGAGUCUGAGUGUCGGUACAAGAAAAUUCGAAAGCCUUCUUAUUUCAACAGAUGGAUUAACCUAAAAGUCCCAUUCCGUGAAGUUUUCGGAGGUCUAAGAUGUAAUCUUAGGGAAGCAGUUGAGGUGGCUGGCUUGACCUGGCACGGUCGUGCUCAUUGUGGUUUAGAUGAUGCAAAAAACACAGCUAGCUUGCUCAUUGUUCUUUUGCGCAGGGGAACCAGACUUUCCAUCACCAACUCGCUGACAUUGUAUGACAAUGACUGUACUCUGAUAUCGCAGCACUCGAUGCCUCCCCAUCAGCCACACACAAAGAAGAAUCUGCGGGAACCUCAAUCGCAGUAUAAUCCUUGUUGUUUCUGUGGAAUCAAGAGCGGUGUAGGCUUUGUUCAGAACCCAAGUACAAAGCGCAGGAGCUUCUUCUUUUGGUGUGGCAAUUGGGCUGCUGCGAGAGGUUGCGGAUGCUGUUAUUUUCAAUGGGUCGCUACUUGACUGGAUGUAACUUUCCUGAUUGACAUCUUCAGCUUUCUUAGGUGCUCCAUAUAACAUUAGGUAGGAACUGCAUUGGGAGCUUCCAUUUAAAUUAGUUGGAUGACUUUAUGAUAGUUUCUUUUUUCUUUUAAAACUUGAUUGAAAGAAAAUCUAAUUGAGUUCGUUGGCACACUGCAAUUGUAAGACUGCCAUCUGUAAAGCUG
This is a messenger RNA of Rhodamnia argentea, 1719 nucleotides long. RefSeq names its product 3'-5' exoribonuclease 1-like. The record is from RefSeq and is a predicted model, not a curated record. Gene Ontology annotation, molecular function: 3'-5'-RNA exonuclease activity; nucleic acid binding. Gene Ontology annotation, biological process: exonucleolytic trimming to generate mature 3'-end of 5.8S rRNA from tricistronic rRNA transcript (SSU-rRNA, 5.8S rRNA, LSU-rRNA). The coding region runs from base 314 to 1516 and encodes 400 amino acids. Lineage: Eukaryota; Viridiplantae; Streptophyta; Magnoliopsida; Myrtales; Myrtaceae. The transcript is spliced from 4 exons.